This is a messenger RNA of Prorocentrum cordatum, 874 nucleotides long. Lineage: Eukaryota; Dinophyceae; Prorocentrales; Prorocentraceae. The record is from the annotation of a GenBank genome assembly.
GCGCCGGCCCGACACGUCAUCAGCUUAGCGGACCUGCUGGACGGUAAUUCGGCCACAGACGGAGGCAAGAAGGACGAGGACAAGCCCGCUCGCCCGGUGUUCAUUCCGCCGCCUCCGGGCUUGAGGACCAGCUUGAGCUCCAAGGCCCCCGCGUUUGUGCCGAUUCGCAAGGAUCAGGCCGCAGACACCUUCGAGAAGGCCGCGCAGGGCGCGAAGCUUCCGGUGGUGCGCGACGUCGUGGUCGUGCGGCUGCACACCGUGGCCGCAGUGGUGGCGGGGUUGUCCGUCGUGGCCGUCGCGGGGCUGGUCGCCGUGGUCGCCGUGGUGGCUCUGGGUCUGCUCGCCGCGGUUGCUGCGCCAGUGGUCGCGGUAUUGGUUGACGCUUGCGUCCAUCACGGCCACGUCGCACGUGCGGAUUGGCAGAAACACAAAGAAGCGUUCACGAUGGCCGCGCUCGCUCGACUCGCGCUGGCCGGCGCCGCCCUCGCGGCGGCCGUGCCGCGCGCCCUCGCGAACUCCGUGUACGUGGCCGAGAGGUGCCAGGGCGGCUUCUGCGCGAACCCGAAGUUCCCCGUCCUGGACUUCGACAAGGAGCAGGGCACCUGCGUCUGCCGGGCGCACCCCUGCUGGAGCAACGAGGGCGUGGAGCACAAGUGCGAGGCAGGCCGCGAUGGACUCGCUGCACGUGGCGAGGGACCUCUGCGCGGGGGAGCAGUGCUCGUCCGACGAGUUCCCCGUCCUCGACUGGGACGCGCAGGCAACAACGAUGUCGUCAUCAGCAUCUUCCAGUACAGCCACCUUUCGGGGUGGCAAGUGCAUCUGCCGGCAGAGCCCGUGUUCCUCGGGCGUGAACGGCGUGAAGCACGCAUGCGAG